This is a messenger RNA of Plasmodium berghei ANKA, 912 nucleotides long. Its product is annotated as von Willebrand factor A domain-related protein. The transcript has a single exon. The record is from RefSeq and is a predicted model, not a curated record. Bases 1 to 912 code for a protein of 303 amino acids. NCBI's taxonomy places the organism in Eukaryota, Apicomplexa, Aconoidasida, Haemosporida, Plasmodiidae.
AUGAAGAGUGUUAAAGGAAUAACAUAUAUAUUUUUUUCAUUAGCCUUUAUUAGCAUUUGUAUGUGUCAAAAGGUUAAUGUUGUUUCACAUAACGUUACCCCUAGAGUUGAUUCAGAUGAAAAACUUAUUACUUGUGUAACUGAGUAUAUAAUUAAAGGAGAUUUGGGCAUUGAUGAUGGGGGGUUUUGUGAUAGUAGUAUAAACUCAUUACCUCCAACUGAAUCAUGUAAUAAUGGAGGAUCAGAGAAACCUGAAGGACCAACGCCAGGGAAUUACUGUGAUAAUUAUUAUGACAUCACCUUAGUUGUAGAAAAUUCAAGUUUUGUUCAAAAAGAUUAUUGGAUGAAGGGAACAAUCCCAUUUUUAGAGUCAAUGGCAAGAAAUGCAAGAGUUAGUAAAGAUAAAGCACAUAUGUCUAUUAUACUUUUCGCGGGAACACAAAAUUUGAUAGUUCCAUUUACCGAUGAAAUAAGCCAAGAUAAAGAGAAAUUAAUUGAAAAAAUUAGAACACUUGAUGACGCGGGAACAGAUUCUAAUACAUUAUAUGUUUAUGCUUUGGAAUAUGCAUUCGAAAAAGUUAUAUUCGGAGAGGGUACAAGAAGUGAUGCCCCGAAAAUUGCAGUGCUAUUUUAUUAUGGAUUUGACUAUGGAGCAAACAAAAGCUUAAUACCCGAUGUAGUUGAAGAUUAUAAACAAAGUAACAUAAAACUGAUAAUUGUUGGUAUUGGUCUAACUCUUAGGGAAAAUGCGUUAUUACUUGCUGAUUGUAAAAGCGAAGGUGAUUGUCAAAAUGCCAUAUUCCAACCUUGGGAUUUUGUAAUACCUGCAGCAGAACAAGUAAAAGAAAAAAUAUGUAACAAAAAUAAUCCUUCUUCACUGACGUCUGAAAGAAAAACGACGAUAAAAAAUUAA